Molecule: messenger RNA, 1525 nt
Organism: Hypoxylon fragiforme
Lineage: Eukaryota; Fungi; Ascomycota; Sordariomycetes; Xylariales; Hypoxylaceae
Exons: 1
Coding region: 290-952 (220 amino acids)
Biological process (GO): proteasome regulatory particle assembly
Molecular function (GO): protein-macromolecule adaptor activity
Source: RefSeq, a predicted model, not a curated record
CAUAAAAGAAUAAUUCGUAAUAGUUAACUAUGGAUAACUAGUACCUUGACAGUCUUAUCGAUAAGCAUCUUCAACCCCACCAAAGUACCUAGUACAAUAUUUCCAUCCAGGCAACUUUCACCAUUACAAAUAAUACGACAAGCACUGCAGCUGCAGCAAGCAAGCAAGCAAGCAAACAGCAUCCAACCCAAAUAUAACCUCUGACACCAACAACAUAAAACUUAGGCGCCCUCAUCAACACCCCCUUACAACCCCUUCACACACACACACACACCCACACCCACCCACCAUGUCCUCAGAAUCGCAGCCCAUAAACCCCGCGCGCUUCGCCUCAGCCCUCCGCGACCUGCCCGCCACCACCCUCGCGCUCAAGAUCGCCGAGCUGCGCAACUCCAUCGCGCACCUCGACUACUCCAACGCCGAGCUAAAGCCGUUCGCGGAGGGCCGAGCCUCCGCCCUUCCUAAUCCCAGCGGCACUAGUGGUGCGGUGGAGCCAGACCAGGACUGCAUCGACGCGAUCGCCGAGAACGAGGCCGUGAUCGCGCGCAUGCAGCAGCGCAUCGAGCUCAUCCGCGCCGAGGUCGAGACGAACCGCGGCUUGGUCUGGAGCGAGUUUAUGGGGAAGACGGGAGAGGAGGAGGAGGAGGUGGUGGUGGUGGGGGACGAGCAGGAUGAGGCGGCGAGGGUGUUGGCGGAGAUGGCGCUGCGGGAGCGGGGUACUAAUGGCACUAAUGGUACUACCGCGGGGAGCUCGGUGAAUGGGGUGAAUGGCCAUAGCAGUGGUAGUGGGCAGCAGCAGCAGCAUCCGGCGUGGCAAGACGGGACGUUCCAGACCGGGACGAUCAACGGAGCCGGAGGUUUGUCGGACGAGGAGCUGUUGAGGCAGUUGCUGGGCCGGAUGCCGCCCGAGAACGAUGAUACUGAUGAUCCGGAGGGCGGCAUGCAUCUAUGACCUACCUACCUACCUAUCUACCUGGCCUUGACAAGGAGAGGGGAGCACCGAUACAAGCUUAAUUUAUUUGAUGCUAUAAUGAUGGCGAGAUGUUUAGGGGGGGAGAAGUGCGCGUGAACGAACUUCAUUUUGCGCUCAAAAAAAACAAGCAGGCAAGCGGCAACGGCGUUACGGGAAAAGGGACAUGUUUACUAUCUAGGUAUGUAAGGAAAAGCCCACGGGUGGGAUUGCAAAAUCGGCAGGAGCUGUAUUGUAUUUUUGCGGAAUUAUUCUAAAUGAACGAAUGGCACGGUCAUAGAAAGAUAUCAUACUUUAAGAGUUGCUAUGCACGACGCAAGCCUUUGGAGACAUAAUCUAGUGGCUUUGAGAAGACAGCUGGCUGAGGACACGUUUUGUGUGAUAUUCAAGUACGAGGUUGCGUAAUAAUCAUGAUUAUUCACAGGUCAUAUCAAUUUUACCUACCUAUCUACGGAGGCACCUACUUUAUCACUUAUGAACAGCGUUCGGAAUAGCGACAUGAAAUACUUCCACAUGGUAGACCACACCAAGCCUAGGACUACACUUCAGGUUUAC